Molecule: messenger RNA, 1224 nt
Organism: Capsicum annuum
Lineage: Eukaryota; Viridiplantae; Streptophyta; Magnoliopsida; Solanales; Solanaceae
Product: protein COP1 SUPPRESSOR 2
Exons: 6
Coding region: 115-972 (285 amino acids)
Biological process (GO): mRNA splicing, via spliceosome
Cellular component (GO): spliceosomal complex
Source: RefSeq, a predicted model, not a curated record
AACACACCUAAAUGAUUUUCACUUCACCUAAAAUAAAAAUCUAAUUUCCUUUUUCCAGCGGCAGAUGUGUUUCUCAGCUUAACAACUCUUUUACCAGGAGAAGAUGCAAAAAGCAUGAUGAAGCGAAGGAAUUUCCGAAAGAGAAGUAUAGUUGACGACGGUGAAGAAAACUCAUCAGCUAAGGAUAACAACGAGUCCGACGACGAGCAAGAAAGAAGAUUGGCUUUAGAGGAGGUGAAGUUUCUUCAAAAACAAAGAGAGAGGAAGCUAGGUGUUCCAGCUAUAUCUUCAACAACAUCACAGGUUACAGCAGGCGGUGGUGGUAAUAGCAGUUCAGGUGGUUUGGUUCGGAAGGUGAAUGAUAAGGGUGAAGGAGAUGGAGAGAAGGAUGAGUUGGUGUUGCAAGAUACUUUUGCUCAAGAAACUGCCGUCAUGGAAGAAGAUCCCAACAUGUUGAGGUAUGUUGAGCAAGAGUUGGCCAAAAAACGAGGCAAGAACGUUGAUGUGGCUGAUCAAGUUGAAAAUGAGGUGAAACGUGCAGAAGAUGAACUUUACAAAAUCCCGGAGCAUCUUAAAGUGAAAAGAAGGAACUCAGAAGAGAGCUCUACUCAGUGGACUACUGGAAUAGCUGAAAUACAACUCCCUAUAGAGUACAAAUUGAAGAAUAUCGAGGAGACAGAGGCUGCGAAAAAGCUCCUACAGGAGAAGAGGCUCAUGGGAAGAGCCAAAACUGAAUCUAGCAUCCCUUCAAGUUACUCUGCAGACUAUUUCCAACGUGGCAAGGAUUAUGCUGAAAAACUCCGGAGAGAACAUCCUGACUUGUACAAGCAUAAGAGUAAAGAUACUGGACAUUCAGAAUCCAAACCCAAUGAUUCAAAUUCAGAUGUAGGCGUUAAAAGGCAAGCUGCGACAGAUCAGUUCAUGCUUGAGCGCUUCCGUAAAAGAGAUCGCCAUCGGGUUAUGCGUAGAUAGUGCAUGAACAAGGUUCUCCCACAUGUUCCUCAGUGAUAAGUACAGCUGUUCAGCUUCAUUUGCUGUCCUAUCUGUGAAGGCAUAAGCUGUGUUGACAUGGAAGUAGCUGUCAUUCCAACUUUACCCACCCUCGUUUUACACAUUGGUAAAGGAUCUUUACCAGCCAAUUUUAUAUGCAGAUUGAUUUCCCUACAUCUAGAAUAUGACUCCUCUUUAGAGACUAAAAUAUUGACAGUUUACUGCUGUUCUCCA